GUACACACAUACACACACACACACACACACACACACACCCACGCGAGGGCUUUGUCCCUCCUCUUUAGUGCUCGAUGGCGAACCUUGAACCGACCCUAGGCCAUGCCCAAUCUGCGUCGCAAUGCCACUCUCAACCUGGCCAGGGGCAUGGACAUAUGCAGCGCCAUGGCCACGACCAACAGGCCGAUGGACAGCCAGGCCAUCACACGCAGGGCCACAGCUACUACCACACACACCCAUCCGUCUCCACAUUGGCGCACCUGGAUGGGGUGUCCGGCACUCGCAGUGGACCUCACCCACCGGCGAUGCAGACUCAUGGGUCCAUGUCAAUGACCCCCAUGGACUCUGAACCAACGGCCGUACUGGGAGCCGCGGCUAGUCCGUUUGGAGCCUCGGGAGCUCCAGGAGGAGUCUUUGGCAACAGCGCUCACGGCAUGCUCCUGGACGCAAGGGACAUGCCCGGGGGGGAGGGGAUGGCCGCCCACCACCACAUGCAGCCGCAGCACCCACCCCAGCAGCUGCAGCAGUCUCAGCAGCAACCCCCGCAGCAGAAUCACCGACAGCAACAGUUGCCGCACGCAGAGCAACAUGGCCAGCUGCAGGACCAGCAGCAGCAGCAGCAGCAGCCGUCUGCACAGGAUGUGCCGGAUGCCGCCUCUAGCUCGACAGGGGCCGGUGCGCCAUUCGGCUCGACAUCCUCAGGAGCCCCCAAGCCGAUUCGCAGGCGCAUGCGUAUGAUCACGUCCUGCCUUGAGUGCCGCCGGAGGAAACUGAAAUGCAACAAAUCGAAUCCCUGCACCAACUGCUUGAAGUUCGCGCGAGAAUGCAUGUAUCUCGGCCCCAAGCUUGACGAGGCAAGCCAGCACCGUCUUACCGAGAUAAAAGAGAAGGCGGGGGCUCUGGAGCGCCAGCUCGAACGCGACGUUGCCCGAUCCACCUCCCGCGGAUUCCAGCAGCAGAGAAUUGUGGCGGAUGACGUCGAGGACGAGUACGACGAGGAGCGGGAUCUGGAGAUCACCCCCAUGGUCGCCUUGGACCUGACGUACGACGAUCCCGAUGUCGACCAUACCACAGACGAUAUAAUCGACCUGGGUAUCCAGGUCGGCAGAAUGCGCAUCACGGAGCGGAUCGGGGGUCUGAACAGGCCACGUAUAUCCGAGGAGAUCCAGGCUGGUCUGCCGGGCGGCUCUGGGCCGCCGCCACCUGGCUUUGGCCCUCCACCACCACAGCCGCCCCGGGCCGACGGCAUGUCGCAGGCCGCAGGCGCCGAUGUCUCGAUACCCGACUUCCUGCGGCCGGGAGAAUCCUACAUUCCGCCCACGAGUGGCUACUUCUUUGGCCAGCUCGGCGAGAUGCCGUCUCUCCUGAGCUUCAUCCCCGGCAAUAAGGCUUCCGGAGACUGGCUCAUGCAGCGCUACUUCGAAUCGGUGCACCCUAUUGCUCGGUGCGUGCACCGCCCGUCCUUUGAGAUACAGUACGCUACCUUCUGGGACGACGUCCACCACGGUGUCGAGCCUCGUCCCUCGACACAGGCUGUCGUCUUCGCCGCCUGGUUUAGCGCCGUGGUCUCACUGGAAGAGAGAGCCAUUCUCCACCAAUUCGGGUGCACAAAGGCGGAACUGAUGGGAAGGGUCAAGAUCGGGACCGAAUCAGCUCUGAGCAAGGCUAAUUUUCUAAGAACAACUCGAGUUGAGACUCUCCAGGCCUUGGUUAUGUACAUGAUCCCUCUUUGCCGCGCCGAAGUGUCUAGGGCUCACUCGGUAUUGGUUGGAGCAGCCGUCAGGAUGGCAGAAUGCAUGGGCCUACACCGCGACGGCGAGGCCUACGGCCUCACACCGUUGGAGACACAUGUGCGGCGGUUGAUCUGGCACCAGCUCUGCUUCCUCGACGUGCGCACCUGCGAGGCCCAAGGGCCCAAGCCAGCCAUCAGGAGGGAGGACUACGACACGAAGCUCCCUAUCAACUGCGAAGAGGACGAGCUGACCAAGGCUGUGGUGCCACCCGAGUCGGCUGAGAGGUGGACCUCGACUCUGCUUCCGUUGAUGCGGUUCGAGAUCAACGAGAUGAUGCGCAACAUCUGGAUGGACCGGCGAAGGCUCGAGAUCCGCAAGACGACGGUGACGGCGGUGCUGUCCAAAAUCGAGAAUUUCCGGAAGCGCAUGCUGGACAAGUACGAACGCUACCUGGAUGACCGCGUUCCGAUCCAGCGGUACGCCAAGUUGGUGAUGCACCUGCUCAUGUACCGACUGUACGCAAUGAUACUGCAUCCAUACCACUCGAACACAAUGAACCCGAUGCCGCCCCGGCUCAACAGCGUGCUGAUUUGGGGCGGCGUCGGCAUCGUCGAGAUCUCGAUCCAGCUCGAAACCAAUCCCGAGUUCGCCGCCUGGGCCUGGUACCUGGGUGCCUACCAGCAGUUCCAGAUCGCGCUGCUGUUGGCCACCGAAAUCUACUACCGGCCCCAAAAUAAGGAGGGAGAGCGCAUAUGGGCCUGCCUCGACUACGUUUUCAACAUGGACCCCAACAUGAGCCGCGAGGACAAGGGCGUCUUGAUCCUGCGCGAGAUCGCUAGCAAGACGGCCGUCUAUAUGGGCAUGAGGAAGAUGCGGGCGCCCACAAACACCACGAGAGCAGUGCCGGAUAAACACGCCAUCAAGACGGAGGGCAGUGUAUCGCCGCCACCAGCUGCCACAGCGCCACCCGACUCUUUCAACAAGGGAGAUGCAUCUCGAGGGCCGCAGCAGCAGCAACACAGCCACCACCACGCACAACAGCCUGGCUUGUCCGCAAUGCAGUACCAAGCACACCCGGGCGCACAAUCCGGCAUGAUGCAGCAAGGACAGCAACACCGACAACCCUCCCCCGGUGGCCUUUCGCCCGGCAGUCUCAAGCCCGAGCCCAACUCAUCGUCGCCGUCGUCGAUCAUGCCCCAGCCAAUGUUGGCGGGCGGAAAUGACGGUACCGGCAGAGGACACGGGCUUCCGCCACAGAUGCCGACGCCAAUGCAGAUGCAAAUGCCAUCCGCCGGCCCGCCCCCGAAUGUCGUGUUUGCUGGCGUGUCAAAUGGUGAGGUGCUCUGGAGCCUGCCGCCACAGAACGCAGACAGCCCCGAAGGCAGCAGCGAUGGCGGCAGUGUUGUUGGCUAUUCUCAGCGACAUGGGGGCGCCGCAGGUCCUCCUGGCUCCGGGCAGCAGAUUGAUUGGUCUGCAUACAACGAGGACAUCAACGCCAUCUUCCCGACUGACCCCCAGACGGGAGAGUUUUCCCUGACUGGCUUUAUGAACCCAAGUCUAGGCAUGAAGUGGAAUAGUUAGGCGUGCCGUGUCGUGGCCCCGAGCCGUUUGGAAGCAGGCCACGGACGAGAGAAGUGAGAGCAGAGUCGGAUAAAUGCAUGGGCACACUGCUUUUGAUCAGACCAAUGGACUGCCCAGGAGGUAUUGUGUGCUCACAAUAGCAAGAUCGGAUAUACCGAAUAAUUUGCUAUUGCAUGUCGUUGUUUUCUGUAGAUACCGUAGAGCUGAGCUGGGCCAAAGGAACAAGCUUCAAAAUUUAGAACUCGUGGUAUUUCUCUGGUGGGCUCGAGGUAGAUCUAUCUUCUCGUCGUCAUUCAUAAGUCAUUGUGGGUGUGGGAAGAUGAUACACUGACCCGGCCCGAGCGAGUAAAGAAGAUCCCGAAUGAAAGACGGUCAAAAAGCAAAGAUUUUGCAGGCACAACAUGAUAGUGUAUCAGAUGUCGAACAUGAGAGAACCAGAUGUGGGGAUAGUUGAGAAAAAAACAAG
Messenger RNA from Gaeumannomyces tritici R3-111a-1, 3780 nucleotides. RefSeq names its product fungal specific transcription factor domain-containing protein. The coding region runs from base 75 to 3314 and encodes 1079 amino acids. NCBI's taxonomy places the organism in Eukaryota, Fungi, Ascomycota, Sordariomycetes, Magnaporthales, Magnaporthaceae. Gene Ontology annotation, biological process: DNA-templated transcription; regulation of DNA-templated transcription. Gene Ontology annotation, molecular function: zinc ion binding; DNA binding; DNA-binding transcription factor activity, RNA polymerase II-specific. The record is from RefSeq and is a predicted model, not a curated record. The transcript has 3 exons.